Molecule: messenger RNA, 1389 nt
Organism: Capsicum annuum
Lineage: Eukaryota; Viridiplantae; Streptophyta; Magnoliopsida; Solanales; Solanaceae
Product: transcription factor LAF1
Exons: 3
Coding region: 153-995 (280 amino acids)
Source: RefSeq, a predicted model, not a curated record
UUUAAAUACCAGCUGGUCGACUAACCUCACCAUCAAGUCUUCACUACAAGGCCAUAGAAAAGUCAUGUAUUUUUUCCUUACAAAUUUCUGAAACAUAUAUACAUAUCUUUUCUCCAGAUACAUAUUUAUCUCAUCUAGUAUUUCGUUUGAAAAUGGGAUGCAAGCAAAUGGACAAGCCAAAGCAAAAGCAUAAGAGAGGAUUAUGGUCUCCAUAUGAAGACCAUAAGCUUAAAGACUACAUCCUCAAGCAUGGCCAUGGCUGCUGGGCAUCCGUGCCUAUUAAUUCUGGAUUGCAAAGGACUGGAAAAAGUUGCAGAUUGAGGUGGAUUAAUUAUUUAAGGCCAGGUCUAAAGAGAGGAACAUUUAGCACUGAAGAAGAGGAGACAAUUCUGACCCUUCAUGGCAUGUUAGGAAACAAGUGGUCUCAAAUAGCACAACAUUUACCUGGAAGAACUGAUAAUGAGAUAAAGAACCAUUGGCACUCUCAUCUAAAGAAGAGUGUGUCCAAAAUGGCUAAAACAUAUAGUGAAAAUGCAGAAGCUUCAUCUUCUUCCAUGAAAUUGGUUUCCAAAAAAUCAGCUAAUCUGGGCUCCUUUGAACUCGUAGAAGGUGCACUAUUAGCCGAUAUACAUCAAUCCACUUUACAUGUUCAACUUCCACAAGAAAAUUGCGAAUGUAAUUUACCCAAAGUGUUAUUUUCGGAGUGGCUCUCAUUAGAUCAGUUUAAUGUUCAGGAUUUUAAGAACACUAUCAAGCAACAUCAUUCUAAAAACAACUAUGGAUGCAACGAUUCAGUGUUCCAAUUAGAUGCUUUUGCUCAAUAUGGUCCACUACUAGCUAUGAAUGAAGCUAUUACCUAUGGGAAUGACAUAAAUGGCGGUUUUAACAAUAUGUUUCAACCACCUCUCAAGUUUGACAAUCAAAUCUUUGUCAAUGGUUUUGAGGAAUUUAUAUCCGGGGAAUUUAACAUGAACGGCGGUGUGAUGUACAUAUGAAUUUUUUUUUUCUGAUUACUUUACCAAAUAAUGUUGGUAGAUUUUUGGGAACCAAUAAUACAGGAGAACUAAAAUUAGUAAUGUUAGUAAUGUUAUCAUGUCCUGUUUUGCUCAUAGAGCUGAGAGGAAGCUAGCGGCCAGCAAAGACCUAGCUAGUUCAAAAAGGGUAGUCGGAUGUAAUAAGCUCGAGCUAUGCAUGAGUCUAAAAAAGGAUCGGACUACAAGAGGUUCUAGUGGUCAUCAUAGUCCCGAUAAAUGUUAAAAUAGAUCCCUUUUUCACAAAUUUCGAAUAAGCCCCAUCUGUAAUAAAUAGAGAGAUAAAAGUCUUUGAUGAGGUUCUUACAUACACAUUUGAUAACGAAUAAAAUACAAUGUGCUGAUCCAUUUACAUACU